UGUACCCUCCCCCUUCUCUCAUGAUCAACAACACCAUCACCACCCCCAUCAUCAAAAGCCAACGAAAACCAUAAAACGGAUGCUCCAAGCCAAACAAAAACGAAUUCCCUCUCUCGCUUUCUCAAAGAACAAGAAAGAAUUGGUGAAAGUGUAAAACAAUUGUAGGAAUUACAGUUAUGGAGCUAGCUAACGUCGGAGUUCAAACGCGAGCCAUGGAGGCAACCGAAAGGGUUCAUAGGAAACGCAGAAGAUUAAACGAAGACGAAGAGGCUGAAUAUAAUAAAGUAACCUCUUCAACGACCUCAACUACUUCGUAUAUCCAGUUGAGAAGUCGGAGAAUUUUGGUAGAUCACCAUCGUCGCGACGGAAAUUGGUGUUUGAGCGCUAGCUCGGAUCAUGACAAUGAAGUGUCAUGCUGUUCAAGCAAUUUAGGAUCGAGCGACAAAAGGAUUAUCGAAUUGCCAGAUCUGAAAAAAUUGCAGGACGAGAGUAUUGAAGUUGAAACAUCCACGCAUUCGCAUUUUAGCUGCAGCGAAAGUAUGAGAGAAACGACGCCGUUGAGUGAUCUCCAAGCUGAACCAGAAGACCUGAAUUCAAAGUCGAGGUCAUCGGCGACAAACUCUAGCCGUAGAUCAACGGUGGAGAAAAUGCCAACCGAAGUUGAACUCGAAGAAUUCUUUGCUCCUGCCGAGGAAAAACUUCAAAAACAUUUUGCAGAAAAGUAUAACUACGAUGUUGUCAAAGACGAACCAUUGGAAGGACGUUUCGAGUGGGUUCGACUAAAGCCGUGAAUAAAAGGCCAAGCAAUCGAAGAAAUUUUAAGUUAUUAUUAUUAUUAUUUUAACAUUUCUAGGGGUUUAUUCUAUGUAUAGAACGACGAAGAAAUAAAAAAGAGAAGAAGAAAACGAAGCUUCUUUCGAAGAGGAAAGAAUGGGGGAAACCCCCAACUAAUCGUGUCUGUUUCUUCUGCAAAAUUCUUCUGUUUCUCUAAUCCUCUCUUCCUUCUCUCUGCGGUACG
Hibiscus syriacus is the source of this 1018-nucleotide messenger RNA. Its product is annotated as cyclin-dependent kinase inhibitor 7-like. Gene Ontology annotation, cellular component: nucleus. The coding region runs from base 177 to 791 and encodes 204 amino acids. The record is from RefSeq and is a predicted model, not a curated record. Gene Ontology annotation, molecular function: cyclin-dependent protein serine/threonine kinase inhibitor activity. NCBI's taxonomy places the organism in Eukaryota, Viridiplantae, Streptophyta, Magnoliopsida, Malvales, Malvaceae. The transcript is spliced from 4 exons. Gene Ontology annotation, biological process: negative regulation of cyclin-dependent protein serine/threonine kinase activity.